Phialemonium atrogriseum is the source of this 459-nucleotide messenger RNA. RefSeq lists its product as uncharacterized. The coding region runs from base 1 to 459 and encodes 152 amino acids. The transcript has a single exon. The record is from RefSeq and is a predicted model, not a curated record. Lineage: Eukaryota; Fungi; Ascomycota; Sordariomycetes; Cephalothecales; Cephalothecaceae.
AUGCACUUCACCACCACCACCCUCACCGCCCUCCUCCCCCUCCUCGCCAUGGGCGCCCCAACUACCCCCCGCGACACCAUCUCCAUGGCUGCCGAUGGCGCACAGUGGACGAUCCAGUCGAUGCAGCGGGUCUGCAACGCCGCCGACACGUCGUGCAAGUGGACCUUCGGCAUCAACACCAACACGGCUGGCGCCGCGACCACGCCGUGCGCGUUCGUCGUCGCGGCCGCCGCCGGCGUCGCCGCGAGCCGGGCGCCCGAGACGGGGGCGCAGUGCGGCGGGUUCCAGGUCACGAGCGGGUGGAGCGGGCAGUUCGGCGAGGGCAACGGGUUCACGACCCUCAGCGUCGUCGACACCGCCAAGAGGCUGAUCGCCUGGCCGGCGUACAGCGAUGCGGAUCUUGCGGGCGGGAAGGUCGUGGUGCCGGAUCGGAGCUUUGCGGUGCAGAAGUUGCCUUGA